Camellia sinensis is the source of this 1002-nucleotide messenger RNA. The record is from RefSeq and is a predicted model, not a curated record. NCBI's taxonomy places the organism in Eukaryota, Viridiplantae, Streptophyta, Magnoliopsida, Ericales, Theaceae.
AAUAAUUUGCCGUGUCCCUGUUCCUAUUUUUUUGAAAUCACCGUGUCCAUGUCUGUGCUUCAUAGUGUAUUGACAUUGCAAUUCUUUUAUUUCCAUGAAUUAUGCACAUCAGUUAACUUACCUCAAUCUGUAGUAUCAUUUUAAAUCUUCUGUAUCUAACAAUGUUGAUGCAUGCAAUACUGGGUUGAAUUUUUUGAGAAAACUAAUGAAGUGCACUUUGUUUGACACUAGGUUCUGGACUUGUGUCAUAGAAUUGCGUGACGUUAACCAUUAUUUGAUGUUGAUUUCCUAGUUAUUCACUUCUUACUUUGAUAUCAUUUCUUACUUUGUUUCUCCAUCAAAAGGUUAUUAAUCAUCAACCAUACGAUCAGAAAGCAGACAUAUUCAGUUUUGCUAUUGUUCUGUGGGAGCUUGUCACCGCUAAGGUUCCAUAUGAUACGAUGACUCCUUUACAAGCUGCCCUGGGAGUGAGACAGGGCAUGAGACCGGAUCUUCCAGACAAUACGCACCCCAAGAUCUUGCACUUGAUGAAGAGAUGUUGGGAAGCCAUUCCGGACAAUCGCCCUUCCUUCUCUGAGAUACGGAUCGAACUUGAAGAACUCCUGCAGGAAGUUCUGGUAACUUCAGAAGCUCCAAAUGGCAGACGAAAUUGUUCAGUUCAUAACAUUGCGGAAGUUCUGAAUGGCAGCUGAAAAUAUUCCAAGCGUAUAAUAUACCAAACGGCACACUAUUAUAGUACGGGUGAGAGGCUUUUUUGUUUCUUUGUUUGUUCUUGAUAUAGUUAUAGAGUUCAAUUAAACACUACACCUGAGGGAAAGAGAAAUUUUACAAAUGUGCUCCAUAGAAUGGUAGUGAAGAAAGAGUAAUGUCAAAUUGUAUCACUGCAAUGUUGUUUGAAUUGUUUUGUGGACUCAAAGCUAACUCAUGCUUGGUUUUGUUAGAAUUGCUUUGAGUAAUGGAAUUGAAUUUUCUUCCGUGGAGAGAGAGAAAAAAUUUUCAAAA